AUGGCUUACAUCCCACCGCACAAGCGGCAUUCAAAGGAAACGGAGAGGCCGUUGCCAACUCCGGAGCUACUUGCUCCUCAAUUCAAGAAAAAUUUGAAUUUGCGAUCAUCUAUAUCUAAUGCGGAUUUGGAUGGAAAGGUAAUUUAUGCAAACCAUGCUAGAUCGAGAUGGUGCAUCAUUGGUUUGGAUGAUGAGAACCAGUUUCCAUCCUCUGUUAAUCUUGAGCCCAUUUCCUGGGAAACCACUGAGAGGAGAACUGGAGAAAAGCCUCUAGCUUUAAUCAAUACUAGUCUAGAUAAGGAAGGUAGUGAGGUGAAAUGGUACUUGCCAAAGAACCCUUGGGUAUCGUUAGCAGAAAAUGUGCUGGAAGACCUACUUUCUUCUUUUGAAAAUGUGAAGAAUGAUAUGAAGUGCCCAAAGCUUGAACAAGUAAAGCCAUCGUUGGUUGCUAGAGUGGGAAAAGUACUUUUUCAGAGGAGCCCUUCAGUUAACAUGGAAUCUAUCAGAAAUAAUUUGGAUACUGAAAUCUUGAAACAGUGGAAGAGGUCAUUUUACACGAAUCUUCCUGUUUCAUAUAAGGAAAACAUUCUAAAGGAAGUUGUCCCAAACAUUGGAGUUGAUUUUGAAGAGGAGAAGGAUGUAUACCAAGUAAAGUUAUCCGAUUCAACAAGACCAGAUUCAAUUCUCUCCUGCAAAUGUAGUGUAAUGAAAGAACAUGGAAAGCUACAACUUUACAAGAUUGAACUAAAUCAACUUCGUGACAUGGUCAUAGACAUAUCAUGCCCUAAUAAGUAUCUGGACCUGAGAGUGAUGCUAAGCACGAAGAGACCUGUAACAGCUCUGAGUGAUGAUGAGAUGCAAAGCAUUAGGGAUCUGAUUAAUUCUGCGGUUCUAGAUCCAGAUGUGAAGGGUGGGUUGAGAUGGCCGCUGGGGAAGGAGUCUUCUGGAGAUAGAUACAAAGUUGUUGGGAUUUGGCACGUAAUAGCUAAUAUGUAUACAAAUCCAUCAUUAAGACUGAAGGUAAGACAUGCUGAUCGAUUUGAUUUUAGGACCUCAACUGGGGAAGCUACCUGGGAGGUUAGUCUGAUGUUGAAAAAGGUCUUGUCAAAGUUACAGGAAGAGAAGGUUGAAGUCAGCUCGAUUUCUGAAAUUCUCGAGGAAAAUAUGAGGAUGAUAUGGGACAACUUCUUGUGCUCUGAACAUUUUCUAGUAUGA
Prunus armeniaca (apricot) is the source of this 1215-nucleotide messenger RNA. The record is from the annotation of a GenBank genome assembly. Lineage: Eukaryota; Viridiplantae; Streptophyta; Magnoliopsida; Rosales; Rosaceae.